Molecule: messenger RNA, 5556 nt
Organism: Epinephelus fuscoguttatus (brown-marbled grouper)
Lineage: Eukaryota; Metazoa; Chordata; Actinopteri; Perciformes; Serranidae
Gene: mboat1
Product: membrane bound O-acyltransferase domain containing 1
Exons: 13
Coding region: 197-1762 (521 amino acids)
Biological process (GO): lipid modification
Cellular component (GO): membrane
Molecular function (GO): acyltransferase activity
Source: RefSeq, a predicted model, not a curated record
CUGAGCCUGAGGAGGAGGGUGAGCUGCUGAGAGUGCCCUGCCUGGUUUGACACACCGUGAGUGGACCGGCUUGACUUGUCACUGGGCCUUGCGGGCAAACAAUGUCUUUCUCUCACCGAAAAUAGUAAGGAAUUAAAAAAACGAGGGGAAAGACAACCGCGGACACCGAGGCGUCGCGACAGAAAAACCACGUAGGAUGGGCGAACGGGCGGACAUUACGUUUAAAACCACUGGAACCAAGUGGCUGCUGCCCGUCAGUGAAUACUUGGGCUUUCCCCUUGAUCAGGUGAAUUUUUUGGCGUGCCAGCUCUUCGCCCUGGGUGCUGCCUUCUGGUUUCGUCUCUACCUCAGUCCAAGCCAUGCCAAUCCCCUGGUCAGGCAUGCUGUGGCCGCUCUUCUCGGCAUUGCCUUUCUCAUCUUCUGCUUUGGAUGGUACUCAGCUCACAUCCUGACAGUGGUGGUUGCAAGCUACGUGAUCAUCAUCAAAGCUGACAUCAACAAUGUGCACAGGUACUCCAUGGUGACUGCUAUGGGCUACUUGACAGUGUGCCAAGUGAGCAGAGUCUUCAUUUUUAACUAUGGAGUCCUGUCCACUGACUUCUCUGGGCCUCUGAUGAUCGUUACCCAGAAGAUCACCACACUGGCUUUCCAGCUCCACGAUGGUAUGUGUAAGAAAUCUGAACAGCUGACCCCGGAGCAGAGGGCUCUGGCUAUAAAUGUGAGGCCGUCUCUCAUCGAGUACCUGAGCUACAAUCUGAAUUUCAUGAGCGUCCUGGUUGGACCGUGCAGUAACUAUACAGAGUACAUAGACUUCAUAGAAGGCAGACACAUCAGCAGGCGUCUCAGACACCACUCGGGGACGUGUAAUGGGCAGAACGGCUAUGAUAAAAUACCAGACCCAUCACCUCUGAACGCUGUCUGCCGAAAAUUGCUGAUCUGCAGUGGAUGCAUGCUGUUUUUCCUCACUGUGACUCGGUCCCUGCCGAUAACGUACAACGUGGACCCUCACUUUGUCGGCCACGCCCCCUUCCUCACAAGGCUCAGCUACGCUUUCUUCUCCAUACAAGCGGCAAGGCCCAAAUUCUACUUCGCCUGGACACUAGCUGAUGCAGUCAAUAACGCUGCAGGUUAUGGUUUCUUGGGGAUGGAUGAAAAUGGAAAGCCAUCGUGGGACCUCAUCAGCAACCUCAACAUCUUGGGGAUUGAGACUGCAACCAGCUUCAAGACAUUCAUAGACAACUGGAAUAUUCGAACAGGAAUUUGGCUCAAAACGGUGUGUUAUGACCGAGCGCCCAAGCACAGGUUGGCGUUGACCUUUAUCCUGUCUGCCUUGUGGCAUGGUGUGUAUCCAGGGUACUAUUUCACCUUCAUCACAGCCAUCCCCAUCACCAUGGCAGCACGAGCUGUCCGGAAAUCUGUUCGCCACCACAUAGUGGGCGUCAGAGCCUUGAAGCUGGGUUACGACAUUUUGACUUGGGCAGCCACCCAGCUCGCCAUCUGCUACACUGUUAUGCCUUUUCUCCUUCUUGCAGUAGAGCCCACUUUGGUUUAUUACAGGUCCAUGUACUUCCACGUUCACAUCAUCAGCAUUCUGGCUGCGAUUGCCCUGCAUCGGAAACACAAACCCAGUGAACCCUCCUCCUCCGCCACCACCAAAACGUUUUCCUCCUCCUCCUCCUCCUCCUCCUCCUCCUCCUCCUCGUCUCCGUGCUCAGCCCAGUGCCAGCCUGUUCACUCCAACAACAAUGACAAAGUAGACUGAAAAUCCCCUCCUCACGAUCUUUUACCAGGCUCUCAGUCGAGGAGGUUCUCUGAAAGACGAGUGAAUAUUCCUAAAGGGCAUUCAGCCAACUCAAAAUGGGGAAACUUUAUUUAUUUUUAAGGACAAUAAAGACUCGGAUGGCACAAUGCGAUUCAGGACUCGAACCUGUGGCACUGGAUGCACAUGGGGACAGCUUUACCGCCAUAUCAUAAGAUUAAGAACCUGAUUCGAAGACAGCGUGUCAAACACAAGCACAGCAGGCAGACUGGGUAGAGAAACUUCAGCCAAGGGAAUGUCUUUGGUACCACCAACAGGAUGCUGGCCUCCUUCCACUUGCUCCUCCUCCAUGCCCAUCUCAACACCAGCCUGCCUGCUCCAACAACAAUGCAACAGUGUGAAGACAAAAAGGAGGCUCACUUUCUUCCCUGUCCUCGAUCCUCGCUGUACUGCCGACUGGUUUGGAUCUAGGCCAGCACAGUGGGAGAGCCGCUCAUAAACGUUGCACAAAUACCAGAACACACACACACACACACACACACGCACACACAAACUUUUGCAUAAACACUCGGACACAAAUAUGCACAUACUCGCUCUUAGACACGCUCGUACUUGGUCACACUCUGAUGGCGUACAAAGGCUGCUCUUGUGUGGCCACAACAAAAGAGCAUACCAAGAGCAAAGAGCGCCCUGGUUUAUAUAUGUGUGUGAGUGUGUGUGUGUGUGUUGUUUAACCCCGUGUUACAUCUCACCAACCUCCGCCACUGACCCUGUGUGUGCAUAUGGACCUUGUCAUGAACAACUAUGGACUGUGUUAAUAUUUCUUCCACUGUUAGUUUGUACUGGUUGAGUGAGGCGACACUUGAAAAACCAAUUAGACCAUGCAGCUCUCAAACUGUCCAGUGAAACUACAACUAAUGAAGUCUUUUAAGGCAGGGCGGCAGCUCCUACAGGUGAGGAGACUUGACCAUUCUGGAAAACAAGUAACCACUUUGUUAUAGUCUCUAUGGAUAAUCCUAGACUUUAGCGAUACCCCUGUAAACAUUAAUGGAAAAGCAAAUGGUACGAGAUUACAGCAGCAAGCUUUUGCUUCCCUUGUUUUGCAUUGCACAUCGCAACAAUGAUGAAAUGGUGCAACGUGAGCACACAUUGAUGACAACAGGUGAAUGAUUUUCAAUGAUUGAAUGAUGUUAGUCCACUUUCCUACAAAAUCUCUCUUUGUGCUGAAGUAGUAGGGAGUUUAAUAGUGUCAUAGUUCUUAACGUGUUAGUACUUUACCAUGUGAACGGUGCUGGAUACCUGUGAUCAUGACGUAGAGUAAAUGAACAAAAAGCUGUGGUAAAACUGAGAGGAAAUGCUCCUCAAAGUUUCUCUUUUUGGGAGGCGACCAUUGCACACUCACAGAAUGGAAAAUAUGACCAAAAAGAGGAAUUUAUGAAUCAGAUGUAUUUCCUCUCAGUAGAAGCGUGGUGCUGUUUUCAAGAACACAUUUGAAAACUGUAGAUUUUACCAGAGCUUAUCAGCGGCUGCAGGUUGAUAUAACAGAGACACCUGCUGGUUGUUUGUACUGUGUGAGCUCUGCUGAAUGAAGCAAUGAAGGUGAGCCCAUUCGGACAGACUGAAACUGCCACGCUGCAGCAGCUCCCAAUGCAACUUCAUACCAGCCAUGAGCAGAAAGCAUAUUGUUUCCACUGAUAUCACAAUUUCUUUUCUUCACAAGCUUUUACUUUUGCACAAUCUGAAGGUGGUGCUCAUGAUUAGACGUGAGCUGAGCACAGUGGAAGAUACAGUCACAUUUUUAAAUUAUUUAUUUGUUAUUAAUAAGUUAUUACCCAUGAAAGGUUUGGGGGCAUUGGGAGUUUUUAAAGUGGCACAGUGGUUUGGUUAUUAAUGGUGCUACCUGCUACAGGCUAGUAUGUUAGCUUUUAGCUACAUUUAUGGGUUGAAUAUACAGAGGUAUGCUAACAGUGCUAACAAGUUGCAAUGCUUUUUUUUUUCUUUGGUAAUUAAACAGUGCCUGGUGAAGAAAAAUGAACUUGAAAAUGUCAGACUGCCCCUUUAAAGGCAGUAUGUGGGCUGCCCAAUGAAAAUGCAAUUUCUUCCUUUGGGUAUAGCAUGUUAACAUCGUGUUUAUCUGUUAAAUCAUGUUGGAGACACAAUCUUAAUGCAUAUUAUUUCCUGCUUUAGAUUUUAAUCGGAACUUCUUGUUUGGGGGGGAAUUGCCUGUUGUGGCUCAGUUUACAUAUUGACUCAACCCUCUGAUUCUUAAAGAGACGGUUCAACCCCCAGAAUACAUAUUUUUCCUCUUACUUGUCUUGCUCCUUAUCAAUUUAGAUUAUUUUGCUGUGACCUAUAGUGUGUUGGAGAUAUUGGCCGUAGAGAUGUCUGCCUUCUCUCAAAUACAAUGGAAGUAGAUGGCACUCGGCUUGUGGUGCUCAAAGUGCCAAAAAAAAGCAUUUGAUAUACUUAACAGCAACAUCUAACGUUAAUCCACAGACCUUGUUGUGAGCAGUUUCUUGUAGGAACUAUUUUCUUUAUACCGAACUACACCCAUCAACUGUAUCACUGCACAGAAGGAAGCGUGCCUCUACUGCUAGCUCACCUAGCACCACUGAGCUAGCCAGCGUUACAGCUCAGCCAAGGAGGACGCCAUUAAUGUUGACAUCUCGCGCAGUCAAGAGUCCAUGAGUAGAUGCACGCUUCCUUCAACAACAAGGUCUGUGGAUUAUCUUGAGUAACUUUAUCCUGAUUUCUGGAAAGAGACAUUGCUGUCGAGUUUUUCAAAUGCAUGUUUUUGGCGUUUUGAGUACCACAAGCCGAGCGCCAUGUAGUUCCAUUAUAUUGGAGAGAAGGCAGACAUCUCUACAACUGAUAUCUCCAGGCAAAAACAAUCUAUAGUGAUAAACAGGUUAAGGGAAAAUAUGUAUUUUGGAUUUUAGGGUGAACUGUCCCUUUUAAUACAUAAAGAAUAGAGUAGAGCAUGUUUAUACAAAAAAAUGAAACAAAAUCAAAAACUAGAGAAUUCAUAUCAGGACAGAUAUUAACAUCUAUGUCACAUCAAAAUCAAGGCUCCUAGCUCUGCUGUGACACAGACCCAGCUCACAGACGAGUGUUGACACGAGGGGCAGCACGCAUUGACUUAACAUUAAUUAUUCAAUAAAUACCGCAGGGGAAUCAUUCAAGAUUUGAAAGGAAACAAGGGGGAGGAACUUGCAAAUUAAACGAUUAUCAGUCUCCCCUGGCUAAUUUGAACAAACGUCCUUCUGUUUAAAUAUUUUAUAUUUUGAGUCAUUAAGGAGCAAAGAUGUCGAUGUUUAAUUUUUGUUGAUUAUUUUAAUGUUUAACUGCACAUUAGUACCUCUCUUGAACGUAAUGACUGCUCUGGGGACUUGCAGUUAUUAACACCAUGACCUAGAGAACACUCCCAGAGUACGGCUCUGCUAUAACAUGCAAUUGUUUUGUGAGACAAAGCCGUUGUUAACCGAUGUGGAGCUAGCUGUAACCUUUAAAUGUGUUGUUGCUCUCAAUAAUAUGUUCAUGGCACUGUGUGUGUUUGCAUGUUGGUAAUAUGUUUUUAGUGCAGGGACAUGAGCGAUGCGUGGCACAUAAACAGUAUGACUGUGUUCUCAGAAUGAGCAGCUAUUUGACUUAAUACUUAUAAUAAAGAUAUUUUUUUGUAUGUGUUUUUGCAGAUCUAUGCAUGAUCAAAUAUACUGACUGAGUGUGUGUGUUGCUCCAUUUUAGUAUUGUUUGUAUGGAGGAAGGAGUGAGUGGUAUAAAAAGAUUUGAAUAACAAA